Trifolium pratense (red clover) is the source of this 1572-nucleotide messenger RNA. RefSeq lists its product as uncharacterized. Lineage: Eukaryota; Viridiplantae; Streptophyta; Magnoliopsida; Fabales; Fabaceae. Bases 1 to 1572 code for a protein of 523 amino acids. The transcript has a single exon. The record is from RefSeq and is a predicted model, not a curated record.
AUGGAUCGUAGUUGGAUGAAAGCUAAUCGUUUAGGUGCAGAGUUCGAAAAUGGAAUGGAAGAGUUUUUUCAAUAUGCUCGUGAAAAACUUCCUAAUAAUAAUAGGUUUUUUUGUCCUUGUGUUAAAUGUUUAAAUAGAGCGCCACAACUUUUAAUAGAUGAAAUACGAAAUCACCUUGUUUGUGAGGGUAUUUGCGAAAGUUAUACCAAUUGGAUAUGGCACGGUGAACCGUCAAAAGACAUGCAAAGUGCGCCGGAAAGGGAGGUAGUUGAUGUAGAUAUGGACUGUCGGUUAGAGGAUAUGAUUAAUGAUAUUGGACCCGAGUAUUUUCAACGUGCUCAUAUGUACGAUAGUUUGCGCGGUGACAAUGAAGAGCCGUUGUAUCCGGGAUGCACUAACUUCACACGGUUAUAUGCGGUGUUGAGAUUAUUCAACUUGAAGGCAAGAAAUGGAUGGACGGAUAAAAGUUUUACUGAACUACUAGAGUUGUUGUGUGAAAUGCUCCCUGAAGGUAACAAAUUGCCAAAUCGUAACUAUGAGGCAAAGAAGAUAUUGUGUCCGAUGGGUAUGGAGUACAAGAAAAUACAUGCAUGCCCUAAUGAUUGCAUAUUAUACCGAAAUGAGUAUGAAGAAUUGAAGGAUUGUCCCACAUGCGGGCAAUCACGUUUCAAAUUGAAGGAUGAUGAUUUGAAUAGUGAUGAAAACACAAAGCGUCCUCCUGCAAAGGUGUUGUGGUAUCUUCCAAUAAUUCCAAGGUUUAAAAGAUUAUUUGCUAAUGCAAACGAUGCCAAGAAUAUUAGAUGGCAUGCGAUUGAGAGGGAACGUGACGGACAACUUCGUCAUCCAGCUGAUUCUUUGCAAUGGAAGAAAAUUGAUGAUUUGUAUCCGGAUUUCGGUAAUGAGGCAAGAAACCUUAGGCUUGGACUUGCGACAGAUGGAAUGAACCCAUAUGGAAACUUAAGCAGUAUUCAUAGUUCAUGGCCUGUUCUAUUAAUUAUCUAUAAUUUGUCUCCUUUAAUUUGUAUGAAACGAAAAUAUAUUAUGUUAUCUAUGAUGAUUUCGGGCCCAAAGCAGCCAGGAAAUGAUAUAGAUGUUUAUCUAAGUCCUUUGAUUGAAGACUUGAGAAUGCUCUGGGAGGAAGGUGUUGAUGUGCUUGAUGGGUAUUCCAACGAGAAUUUCAAGAUGCGUGCAAUGUUAUUUUGCACUAUCAAUGAUUUUCCUGCAUAUGGAAAUUUGUCCGGUUAUAGUGUUAAAGGACAUAAGGCAUGCCCUAUAUGUGAAGAGAAUACAUGCUUCCAACAAUUAAAAAAUGGAAAGAAGACAGUUUACCUUGGGCAUCGAAAAUUUCUCAAACCUAAUCACCCAUAUCGCAGGUUAAGAAAGGCGUUUAAUGGAGACCAAGAAAAUGGAAUUGCUCCACAAGCCUUAACUGGAGAGGAAGUUUUUGGACGGGUCCAGGAUGUCAAUAUUCUAUUUGGAAAGCACGAACAACAAACGACUGAUACAAAUAUAUGGAAGAAAAGGUCGGUGUUAUUUAAUCUACCUUACUGGUGCAAUCUAGAUGUUAGAUGA